AGCGGGACUCGAUAUCUCUUCCCUUCCCUCUUCUUUCUCUCUCCUUCACUAAUUACUCGACAAGGCGUUCCCACGGAAUACACAUUUCCUGCACGCAUAUUAGGACAUAUAACGCAGCAUACAUCAGCACCGCGCCAGUCAGUGCACUCCUCGGACGGCUUUAACGUUGGCUUAUGCCGCACAGGAACGGCGUCUUCGGCAGCAUCGCUCAAUACAGCACACCACACCACACAUGUCGACAGUACUAUAACCCACCACCCGUCAAGUCACAACAGAGUACUCCAUCGCUGUCUGCACACGUGAUCUGAAAUGACUCUCCUCUCAAAACCAUCCCGGUCCUACGCCAACGUGGAUCACGACGCAGAAGGUCUCAGUGCAGUCGGCAGUGGCCCCUAUUCAUCCACGCAGCAAGGAAAAAAAUUGAGCAAGAAAGGCGAUGGAUUCAAGACGUAUCGUCCGCCCAUAAGUGAAACACACCUUCGACGAUCACUAGGGUACGAUCCUCAUCCCACUUCUCACUUUGCGCCCCUUCCAUCCGCCUUCCAAUCCCACCGCAUCAAGAAAGAGCAGGCCCUUGCAGGUCAACGCGCCGAGGCCGACCACCUUCUCCAACCAGGCUAUCGAUCUUAUCAUCCUUCAGACGAAGCUGAUUCUUCCGUCGCUCCUCGGCGCACGGCAGGCGGUCUUGGCAGUCUACGGCCAAGCCCCAGCACGUCCAGCUUCAAUGGCUCGGCAGCAAUUGGAAACGGACGUCGAGCGGCCGGGGUGUAUAUGGAUUCAAAUGGGAAACUGCAUGAUACCGAAUACGACCCGUUUGCUGGUGUCAAGGAUAUGACCAGAGCAAAAUCGAAUCGCCGAAGCGCGUUUGGGAGCGAAAGGCAUCAUCGCGCCGGUUCCUCUUCAUCAUCCUCCAGCGAUAGCGGCCAAGCGUCUUAUCGACGACCGAGUCAUGAUAUGAGAGAGGAAGAAGAGGUUAGACGCAAGCUGCAAAUAGAGAGGCAACAAAUGGACGAUGUUUCAUCUUACGUCGCUAGACGGAAAAGUUUGCUUUCAGAACGAGAAGGAAGUGGUAGAGGUAGUCCAUCAAUCAGGUCGAGCGAGGACGGACCGCCAACAGGAGGUAGCUUUGUUACGGCUCGCACAAGAUCUCAGCAGGGAUACUACUACCCUUCACCUUUAUCACCCUCUUUUGCGACGCAAGGUGCGAGUUUCGCCAACGGUUACCCUUCACGCACUCCUACAGCAUCUGCUUUUCCUGCUUCUGCCGGUGAAGGCACACCACCUGAAAAGUCGACAGAAAUGACACGAGCUAAAUCACCUCCGCCUCCACCCAAAUACGAACCUCCUCCUGUAGAAAGACCCAAACCAAAAUCAAAAGUUGAAGUGAAAGAUGGUACCACCAAAAUCAUUGGCUUCGACGGACCUGUACGUCCGAUCUCACCUAACCCACCGCCAACCGAACAAUUCUCCAGCCUCCGCGUCCGUUCCCCUUCCCUUUCAUCCUCAUCACACCACCUCAGCCCGCCAGGCGCACCUGCUUCUGCCGCAGAAGGAUUAUCUGCGGCUUCGAGGUCCUCUGCAGAUUUGACUCGUCAAAUGCGCUCACCGAGACCGAUUGAAAGGCGACAUCAGGCGAGGGACGAUAUUUACCCUGAAACGCCUGCGCAGACUAAACGACGACAAGAGCGUGAGCAACGCCGGCUUGUUUCGGGCCAUGGACCUCCUGCUCAUGCGUUACCACCUUCAGCAAGCCACAACACCGCUCUCGCGGUUGACACUGCUCUUGCAGAGAAUGGCGGGGCAAGAAUUUUGCCAGAGAUUGAAAUCGUUGAGGAUGAUGAUCCGAGAAUCGUCUUUCCUAAAGAAGGCAAAACCACAAGGGUGCAGAAGACGCAUGAUCAUGUCAUCAAAGGCCCAUUCUCACAUGCUCUCCAAGCGCGAAAGGGGUCUCAUGCAUCCUCCACGGCGCUCAACACGUUUGCCAGUGCAGGCAACGGCGGUUUUUCCUCUGCUAUUGGCCAUUCUUCAUCAAUACACGACUUUUCUUCUCUUACCCGCCCCAAGUCACUAACUGGCUCAAAACCUGGUUCAUCCGUUAUAGAUGAUGCCGGCGGUUAUCUCCCCAGUCGAUGGGCGAGCGGAGAUAAAAAUUUGAGAGUGACAGAGGAUGAGAGAGAAAAAUAUAGACCGAGGGAAUGGGGUGGGAAGUAUGGUGAUCUGGGAGGAAGGGAAAAUGAAUGGAGACCGACACCAAAAGACCAAAUGAAGCGCAACCUGAAAGACAUAGCGACAAGCGCUAGGUUUAGUUUGUAUAGGACAAAGAAGAAGUUGUUACGGAAAGCCGAUCUUUAGAAAGGUGCCUCACAACCAUCCCUCCAAGUCAAGUAUCUUUGCUUGUUCCAUGGUUUUCCUUCGUCAUCUUCCUAUCAUCGGAAUAUUCAGUCAGAUUAUGUGUUCCUGAUUUUUGUAGCAGUUUCUGUUGUCUUUGCGGUUGUAUGUGUUCUUAACUUUUUUUUUUCAGACUGUUUGGGCUUAUAUACCAAGCAAGAUCUAUUGUAUACACGUUCAUUUCCUUUCUUACCUCGUUCAGCCAUAUAUCAUUUGCUAUCAGCCAGAGUUGUGGAUUCCAUUCCUGGAAGUGCAAAAGGCUUUUCUUGGUUUAGCCGACAUGUAUCGCAAUAUACCAU
Molecule: messenger RNA, 2687 nt
Organism: Cryptococcus deneoformans JEC21
Lineage: Eukaryota; Fungi; Basidiomycota; Tremellomycetes; Tremellales; Cryptococcaceae
Exons: 3
Coding region: 310-2352 (680 amino acids)
Source: RefSeq, a predicted model, not a curated record